AUGUGCCCUGAUCUGAAGAUGGUGGCAGCAAAGAUCGAGCUCGCGAUCAAGGAAAGUCACUCAUUUGGCCAACUCGUUCACGACGCAGCUCGUGGUCGACCACAGGCGUAUACGAAGUGGAUUAUUUUGAAGUACGCCGAGAUACUCUUCGUAUCUAGAUAUGACUGGUUCCAACAAGGCACACUUGAGAGUCUGUCCCUGGCCAUUCGGUGCUACGCUGAGGCCGCGCAUGUCCUCUGUUUCGAGCCGGUCAAGGGCCUCAAGCUGGAACGAACGACACCUAAGUGCAUCGAGAGCGUCAUCAUCGACGAGAGGGUCAAGGACUCCGUUGAAGGCUCUGCGACGCCGACCGAGCUUGAUGCCCGGAAAGAAGCACUGCGGUCCUCUAUCAUGGCUCCAUUCUUCUGCGGGCCAUUGAACUCCAAGUUCAAAAAGCUGCGAAGUCUGGUCCACGAUACCGUAUCAAGAUGCGAUUGCUAA
This is a messenger RNA of Colletotrichum gloeosporioides, 480 nucleotides long. RefSeq lists its product as uncharacterized. The transcript is spliced from 2 exons. The coding region runs from base 1 to 480 and encodes 159 amino acids. The record is from RefSeq and is a predicted model, not a curated record. NCBI's taxonomy places the organism in Eukaryota, Fungi, Ascomycota, Sordariomycetes, Glomerellales, Glomerellaceae.